Molecule: messenger RNA, 2130 nt
Organism: Ipomoea nil (Japanese morning glory)
Lineage: Eukaryota; Viridiplantae; Streptophyta; Magnoliopsida; Solanales; Convolvulaceae
Exons: 1
Coding region: 1-2130 (709 amino acids)
Source: RefSeq, a predicted model, not a curated record
AUGGAUCAGAGUUGGAUGUAUAAAAAACGCAAUACACUUGAAUAUGUUCAUGGGGUUCAAGAGUUUGUUAAAAUUGCCGAGGAAUAUGCAAGUAAAAUUGGUGAAAAUUAUAUAGUGUGUCCUUGUUAUGAUUGUAGAAAUCUAAAAAAGUUUCGUAGUUCUGAACAAAUUAAGGAACAUUUGAUACGUCGUGGUUUUAAGAUAGGAUAUGACCGGUGGAUAUGGCAUGGUGAAACUGUCCUUACUAGUAACUGUAAAAAUCAAAGAGAAUGUAGAAAAAAUGUAGAGAAAGAUCAAAGUAAUGAAGAUAAUGUUGGAAAUGAUGGAGACAAUGAUCGGCUAGAUGAAUUGAUGCGGGAUAUGCAAGGGGAUUUGAAUGAAAUGCCUCAAGAGUUUGAAAGUUUUUUUGAGAGUUCUGGAAAACCUUUGUUUUCUGGAUGUAGUAAAUUUACAAAGUUAUCAGCAGUGCUUAAAUUGUAUACCGUAAAAGCAAAACAUAGGUGGAGUGAUAAGAGUUUCACGGAGCUAUUAGAGCUUUUAAAGGGCAUGCUUCCAAAUGAGAAUGAACUUCCUUGUUCAACUUAUGAGGCAAAGGAAAUGUUAUGUCUGUUGAGUAUGGAGAUUGAAAGGAUCCAUGCAUGUCCAAACGACUAUAUUUUGUAUUGGAAUCAAAACAAAGACUUGCAUGUGUGUCCAAAGUGUGGAGCAUCGCGUUAUAAACGAAAAGGGCUCGAUGAUGCAUGUGAGCAGAAGAAAGGUCCUCCAGCGAAGUUGUUGUGGUAUCUACCGGUGAUUCCAAGAUUCAAACGUUUGUUUUCAAAUGCAAAGGAUGCGAAGAAUUUGCAAUGGCAUGCUAGUGGGAGAAAAGAAGAUGGAAAGUUGAGACAUCCUGCCGAUUCUCCUCAGUGGAAGAACAUUAACAAGAAGUUUCCUGAUUUCGGUGCUGAAAAUCGAAAUCUUAGGCUUGGACUAUGCACGGAUGGAAUGAAUCCUCAUGGUAACAUGAGCAGUCGCCAUAGCACUUGGCCAGUUCUUUUAACAGUUUACAAUCUUCCUCCGUGGUUGUGUAUGAAGCGCAAGUACAUCAUGUUAUCAUUGCUAAUAUCUGGUCCUAAACAACCAGGAAACGACAUAGAUGUGUACUUGGCACCGCUUAUUGAAGAUUUAAAGAUGUUGUGGAAUGAAGGUGUGACAGUAUUUGAUGUUCAUAAUCAAACCAACUUCACUUUACGAGCCAUGCUGUUCUGCACAAUCAAUGACUUCCCAGCAUAUGGUAACUUGUCAGGGUAUACUACUAAAGGGGCUAAGGCAUGCACUGUUUGUGAAGAUGAAACAGUUGAUCUUUGGUUGAACAACAGUAGGAAAAAUGUGUUCAUGAGUCAUCGAACCUUUUUACCUAUUGACCAUCCUUAUCGAAAGAGGAAAAAAACUUUCAAUGGAAAAUCUGAGACUGGAGUUGCUCGCUUACCAUUAUCAGGGGAUGUUGUUUAUGAUCGAGUGAAAAACAUUGAUAAUGUGUGGGGAAAAACUUCAAAAACAAGUCAAAAGGGUAUUUGGAAAAAGAGGUCUAUAUUAUGGGAUUUACCAUAUUGGGAGCACUUAUCUGUUCGACAUUGCCUUGAUGUAAUGCAUGUGGAGACAAAUAUUUGUGAUAGCAUUAUCGGGAUAUUGUUGAAUAUUCAAGGUAAGACGAAAAAUGGUAUUAAAGCUAGAAAAGAUAUGGUAGAAUUGGGGAUAAGGACUCAAUUAGCAGCACAAGAAUCUGGAAAGAGGGCAUACUUACCUCCAGCUUGUUAUACUCUGUCUAAAAAGGAAAAAACAAGUUUUUGUAGCUGUCUAAAUGGUGUCAAGGUUCCUUCUGGCUAUUCAUCUAACAUUAAAAAGCUUGUUUCAAUGAAGGACCUUAAAUUGGUUGGUAUGAAAUCACAUGAUUGCCAUGUGCUAAUGCAACAUAUGUUACCUAUUGCUAUUAGAGGCAUAUUACCUAACCAUGUUAGACAAGCAAUUACAAAGCUUUGCUACUUUUUCAAUGUCAUUAGUAGUAAAUUUGUUGAUCCUGAGGUGUUGGAUUCUUUGCAAGCUGAUGUGGUAGUAACUUUAUGCCAGUUUGAAAUGUAUUUCCCUCCUUAA